AGUGGAUGAUGCUCAAAUACUGAUUCACUAGGAUGUGCCUUAAACUUUAUCGUGCAACCAGGACAAUGAUAAUCGUGACGAUUCUAGUGCUUGUGAGUGUGGUGGGUGCGAACGUGAACACCACGGAGGUGACCAGGGGACAGUCCCGGAUGGCGUGGCUUCGGACCCUGAUGGACCACCACGACUGGCCCGCGUAUGUGGACAAAGAAGGCAUCGCCCUGCCUCCACAGUGCAAGGACGACCUGAAGACCUAUUUUGCGGCAUUAAAUGAUGGCAAAGUGUGGGCUUCGAAAAUAUACGACGCGUCAGGGCAGUACAACCAGAACGUGAUGUUCGGCAACGAGUACUGGCUGGGCUCGCUCAGCUCGUGCCGCGACCUGCAGCUCAAACAGUACUACGCCUCCACGCCGCCCUUCGACACCAACUUCCACAUGGUCAGGAUCAACGUCACGCUAGAUGAGGAUCACUUGCCCCAGAGCAGAGUGAUCCUGGUGGGCGAGUGUCUACCAGCGUCGUGCAAUGAGUCUGCCAUCCUGGCCAUCAUGAGCGAGGCGGAGGCGGCGGCGAGCGCGCGGGCGGCUGCCGCUGGCCUGCCGUCCUCCGUCAGAACCGUCGGCGUGCGCCCUGUACCCAGCUCAUACAAUAUACUGCACGACACAAAGCUGCAUAUUUUAGGCACCGUAUCCAUUAUAGUUUUCUUGCUGAUGGUGACGGCUUCUUGCUACGAGGGCUACUUAGAGCGCCGAUUCAAACAGAGCGCCGACCCGCGCGACCUGGAGCUGGCACAACACGAUAACAACAACAAACCGGUCAGCGACGGCACACAUCAAGCCGAUGGGAACUCAACCCAAGACAAUCAAGACAGAGACCUUCGGCGGGAAACUUGCGGGACAUGGGCCGAGGUGCUACUGUCGUUCUCGAUGCUGUCGAAUGGUCGCGCCAUCCUCAGCACGCAUCGCCCCACCGACGGAGCGCUCACUUCACUACAUGGAAUCAGAUUCUUAUCAGUGGUAUGGGUGAUAAUGGUACACACUUACCUGACUGUAUUCUACAUCUCUACGAACAAGACAAUGAGAACUAUAAUAGAACGGAACUUCAUGUACCAAUCUGUUGGCAACGCUUCCUAUUGCGUGGACAGUUUCUUCUUCAUAAGUGGCCUACUUGUUACAGUCCUGUUCCUAAGAACCGAAGACAAAAAGGCCGCAAGAAGAGAAGAAGUGAAGCAGCAGAAAGAUAAACAGGACAUUAAUAAAAAUAUGAACGGUUACACAAAUUCCGCUUUAUCGGUAUCCGUCAUAAGCCAGAGUUCGUUCUGUCAGGACUUACUAGAGAAACCUAAAGGAAAGUUAUAUACGAAGGGCGAAUUUUUCAGUCUAAUCAAGAAUUUUGUGGUUCUAUUUUUCUAUCGAGUUGUGCGACUGUCACCAGCGUACGCCUUCGUGAUUGGUUUAAACGAGAUCACUCUUCGGUAUACCAACUCGCACUCAGUGUUUGAGCCGGCGCAGUACGACCACAUCACUUGUGAUCAGUUCUGGUGGAGAAAUCUACUCUACAUCAACAACCUUUACUCGCAGCGUGAAAUGUGUAUGGUUUGGUCCUGGUACAUGGCCAACGACACGCAAUUUUAUGUCGUCGGCAUAUUAUUACUAUUGAUAUCAGUGAAGCAUCCAAAGUUUGCAGUGGGCUCGCUGGGCGUGAUCAUGGUGAGCUCCUGGGCCACCACCAUCUACAUCUCCGUGUCGAGCAUGUACAAGGCUCGAAUACAGGAGCCGUUUGAAAUGUUCGACGGGCUUUACGACAAACCCUGGUCCAGAAUCGGUCCCUAUUUAGUCGGUAUGAUUGUGGGCUGGUACUUGCACAAGACGAAGUGCCAGGUGAAGAUGCCAUACUGGCUAGUGGCGGUGGGCUGGCCGGUGGCGCUCGCCAUCAUCGGCAGCCUCAUCUUCGGGAUGGUGGACGGCUACUUUGAGGUCUGGCCGACCGCUUUCUACGUCAGCGUGGGACAUACAGCGUGGGGCGUGGCGCUGGCCUGGGUGAGCAUCGCGUGUUGCUGCGGCUACGGCGGAUUGGUGAACUCGGUGCUGUCGUACCGGGGGCUGUUGCCGCUGAGCAGGCUCACCUACUGCGCCUACCUCGUACACCCCACCAUCAUGAUGUACACCUGCUUUCUUCUGGAUGGACCCUUCCAUUUGCAGAACUCUAUGGUGAUAAUUUCGUACUCAGGGUACGCGGUGAUGGCGUUCGUCACGUCGUUCGUGAUCUCGCUGGCGUUCGAAGCGCCUGUCGUGCGGCUGCUCAAAAUCGUCAGCGGCGGACACCGCAAAAGCAAAAGCCAUUAAAUACGCUUCAUAUAGUUGUAAUAAUAUUUAGACGCGGUAAAUAGCUAGAAUAAGUUAAGCGUUUCGUUUUCGUCCAUAUUGGAACGAGACUAUGUACUGAGCUAUUUGUGGUAGCUGCGUAGGUUUAUUUAUACAUACAUUAUUAAUCAAUGUCGUGGUCACCGUACAAAAUAAUAAAAAGUAUGCGGCGGCGUUGCAUGGUACAGUGGACUUCAGCUGAAUCUGGACUAAAUUGAUAUUCAGAGCACGUGGAGAGCAAUGCCUUGCUAGUCGCAGCCUGCAAAUUGGGAAUCCGGCCUCUUUAGACCAACCAACGGAGGCGUAUCUACACCUCAAAGUAUUUAUUCAAUCUUGAAAGUAGAAUUUGAACCAAUUACGUAAUAUAUAUGUACCGAAUAUACAUACUUAUUGAAUAUUCCAAGAAAUGACACUUUUUUACAUUUCAGAUUAUUGUUGGAUUUAUAAACUGUUUAGAACAAAUGUAAAUAAAAUAAUAACGAAAGGGGAGUGGGAUAUUGGAAACUGUGAUAUUAUACGAUACGAGUAACUACAGAGUUUCCAGCCGUGCUCUCAGGUGGUUAUGUUAAAUUAGACUUGUAUAUUUUCUAGUAUUGUUGUAAAUUUGGAAGGGAACGAAAUAAGGACCCUUUUAAUUACCCCGUGAGUAGUUCUAUUUUUGCCAGAGUUAAAAAAUCAAAUAUUUUUGAAAUAAUAUUUUUGUGACGUUGUCAUAUCAAUUAGCGUUGGAUAUUCCCAAUACCCCACCAUUCCGUACCUUACCGUCUAAAAAGAUUAACAUAUCUCUCUACAUCUCAUUGUAUUAAGAUGUAGUUAGUGUUCUGAAAGUGACACGAAAAACGUUAUUUUAUUAAUAGCUGUAGGUAUUGAUUGAUUGUGAAAAAUUUACGUAGUAACAUUAUUACGUUAGUAGAAGCAUAGUUAAUGACCUGUACUUAGUCUUAAGCUAUUUGAUUCCAUUGUGUUGCGAAAAUUAACCAGAGUAGACCAAUAAAUGAACGAUUAAGCGACUGCCCGCAAAAAUAUUAUUUCAUGCAUGUACCUUAAAAAAGCGGCCAAGUGCGAGUCGGACUCGCCCAUGAAGGGUUCCGUAACAGUAAGUAACAUAAUAAAAU
This is a messenger RNA of Cydia fagiglandana, 3472 nucleotides long. Its product is annotated as nose resistant to fluoxetine protein 6-like. The transcript is spliced from 12 exons. The coding region runs from base 33 to 2339 and encodes 768 amino acids. The record is from RefSeq and is a predicted model, not a curated record. Lineage: Eukaryota; Metazoa; Arthropoda; Insecta; Lepidoptera; Tortricidae.